CUUGCAUGCUCGCGAUAGACUCUCGAAACCGAAGAAUCUCCAAUCGUCUCCCCUCGUCCGGUAUCUUUUAAAAGUCGAGAUAUGGCCAACUCUGGCGGAGGAGCAAGUGGGAAGAGUUCAGGAUUCCCUGCCGCUGCCCUGAAUGAAAGGAUUCUCAACUCAAUGACUCGACGGUCUGUGGCUGCUCACCCAUGGCAUGACGUAGAAAUUGGACCAGGUGCUCCAGCAGUUUUUAAUUGUGUUGUUGAGAUCGGCAAAGGUAGCAAGGUGAAGUACGAGCUUGACAAGACCAGUGGUCUUAUAAAGGUUGAUCGUGUUCUCUACUCAUCAGUGGUUUACCCGCACAACUAUGGUUUCAUCCCGCGUACACUUUGUGAAGAUAGUGAUCCCAUGGACGUAUUGAUACUGAUGCAGGAGCCCAUCUUACCUGGUUCAUUCCUCCGUGCUCGGGCUAUAGGAUUAAUGCCAAUGAUUGAUCAGGGUGAGAAGGAUGACAAGAUAAUUGCUGUUUGUGCUGAUGAUCCUGAGUUUCGCCAUUACACGGACAUUAAGCAGCUUCCUCCUCAUCGCCUUGCUGAGAUCCGGCGCUUUUUUGAGGACUACAAGAAGAAUGAGAACAAGGUGGUUAACGUUGAGGACUUUCUGCCAGCUGAGACUGCUAUUGAUGCCAUCAAGUACUCCAUGGACUUGUAUGCAUCUUACAUUGUCGAAAGCUUGAGGCAGUGAGGAAGAUGGGACGAGUGGAUUGAUGUUGUAUCGGAUAGUUAUGGUUGAGGCCAAUAGACUCCUUGCUGCAUGCCCUUCUUGGCGAGUUUUAGCGUUUUGAGUAAAGUUAGUCAACUCUUCUUCUUCUGAACAGUCGUUAGGCUGCAGUUUCAGCCUUUGGUAUCUACUUCCUGUGAACAAAUGUCUGUCUCUGAGUACUGCAAGUAAAGAAUCAUGAGAACGACAAAGUUUUCAUAGGCCCAUGAACGAGUAUGUAUCCAAACCUCCAAGUACAAUAUAGCAUAGUUACGUCAUAUCA
Molecule: messenger RNA, 1024 nt
Organism: Rhodamnia argentea
Lineage: Eukaryota; Viridiplantae; Streptophyta; Magnoliopsida; Myrtales; Myrtaceae
Product: soluble inorganic pyrophosphatase
Exons: 9
Coding region: 82-726 (214 amino acids)
Biological process (GO): phosphate-containing compound metabolic process
Cellular component (GO): cytoplasm
Molecular function (GO): inorganic diphosphate phosphatase activity; magnesium ion binding
Source: RefSeq, a predicted model, not a curated record